This is a messenger RNA of Meleagris gallopavo (turkey), 1383 nucleotides long. Lineage: Eukaryota; Metazoa; Chordata; Aves; Galliformes; Phasianidae. The record is from RefSeq and is a predicted model, not a curated record.
CUCAAUCUUUCCAAAAGGGACCCUUUUGCUAUCCACCGGCAGCACAUGAACCGCAUGCUUUCUGGAAGUUUUGGAUUUGGCCCACUGCUUGGUAUCACUGAUGGGACCACGCCUGGGGCUCGUCAGGCUGGCCGCAGGAUGCAGGCAGGAGCUGUUUCACCCUUUGGGAUGCUGGGCAUGGCAGGUGGUUUUAUAGACAUGUUUGGCAUGAUGAACGACAUGAUUGGGAACAUGGAACAUAUGACAAGUGGUGCAAACUGCCAGACAUUUACCUCUUCAACUGUCAUCUCCUAUUCCAACCUGGGUGAUGGGCCCAAAGUCUAUCAGGAGACCUCAGAGAUGCGUUCAGCACCUGGCGGGAUUCGUGAGACUAGGCGGACCGUAAGGGACUCGGACAGUGGCUUGGAACAAAUGUCUAUUGGGCACCACAUCAGGGAGAGAGCACACAUCAUGCAGCGAUCCCGGAACCAUCGUACAGGUGACCAGGAAGAGAGGCAGGACUACAUCAAUAUGGAUGAAAGUGAUGCAGCUGCUUUUGAUGAUGAGUGGAGGCGAGAGACAUCCCGCUUCCGGCCACAGCGAGGGCUGGAAUACCGGCGUCACGAAGGCAGUGGCAGCCGCCGGGCUGAAGGGACUCGUCUUGCAAUCCAGGGCCCUGAGGAUUCUCCCUCCAGACAGUCCCGUCGAUAUGACUGGUGAAUGCAGAGCAGACCUUGUUGGGGGUGCAACAUGGUCACCCCCAAGUCUACCUACACGUUCUUGUAAGUCCUAACGCGGCUCUUUUUUCAUUUUCCAAUGCCUGGUUGGCUCUUAACCAUAUGGAUUUUCUUUUCAUUACCCCAGUAUUGCAUUAUUUUGGUUGGAAGAAUGUUUUCUCGCUUAAUUAAAGAGCAGAGGCAGAUGAAAGUCUUAAGGAAAUACCAAAUGGAAAGGUUGAAGCUGUUGAAGUUAGCCUUGUCACCAGGAAAAAUGUGUGAUGUCAGCCUUAGGUGAUGGUUGAAAUGGUAUGAGGUGAUGUAGGAUCACAAUCUAUAGAGUGUUUACACUAUCAUUAUGUAGAACUUAGAGACUUUUUACUUCCAGUCCAGUUUGAAAUAAAAACAAGUGCUGCUUUCUGGUCUGUGUUUUGAGGGUUCACUUGGAUAUGGUCUAGAACUUGAAAUUUGGGGUUUCUUUUUAUUAUUAUUAUUGUUAAAUCUUACCUGUCUUUGCUGCUUUCUAAUCACUUUUUGCUCUUUUUAUGUUCUUUCUUUUUUUCCCUUCCUUCCAGGUACAGACAGUGAAACUCUGAAGCCCCUUCAAAGCACCACUUGGACCCUUCUCAAAUUUAGUAUUAACCUCCCUGCCACUUAAGAAUUGAAAUAAAGCAACUAAUCUUCUGCA